AUGGAUGAUAAGGUUCCUAGCAAACCUAAAGUCAUUAGAUUUGAGGACACUUGGAGAUCUUAUCCUGCUGCUAGAAGUAUCGUGUAUCAUACUUGGAAGAAAAAUGAUUUUUUUGAUGAAGGAAUGGUGCUUCAAAGGAAGAUUUCUAGAACGUUGAAAGCCUUAUUCUAUUGGAGUAAAAACACGUGUAAAAACUUGAAUUUACUUAAAAAUGUUCUUAAAAAGGAGAUAUUGGAUCUUCAGCAUAAAGAAGCUAUGGGAAUUGAUUGGUCUGAUCAAGAUCUUAUUAUACUUAGGAGCAAAAUUCAUGCUCUUAAUGUUACUUUGAAGAGACUAUCAACUUGGUGGAAUCAACGAGCAAAAGCUAGAUGGCAACAGGAAGGAGAUGAAAAUUCAAGAAUGUUCCACAAUUUUGCUACUUCAAGAAGAAAUAGUAAUAGAGUUAAUCAAAUCAAAGAUAUUCAUAACAAGCUUCAAGUGGAUGAUGAUGAAAUUGAGAAGGUCUUCAUUGAUUAUUUUGAAUCUAAAUGGAAAUCCAGAAAUUGCAAGCUUGAAGGUUGGCCCAAAAUAAGUGAAAACCAAAAGCUGUCAGCUGAUGAUAUUGGAGAUCUCAGUGCAGAAUUCUUGGUCAAUGAACUUCAGCACUCAGUUUUUCAACAAGGUAACAAUAAAUCUCCAG
Dendrobium catenatum is the source of this 679-nucleotide messenger RNA. RefSeq lists its product as uncharacterized. The transcript has a single exon. The record is from RefSeq and is a predicted model, not a curated record. The annotation marks the transcript as partial. NCBI's taxonomy places the organism in Eukaryota, Viridiplantae, Streptophyta, Magnoliopsida, Asparagales, Orchidaceae.